AUGACCGAGACAGGCGAGCCCGACAACCUAGACAGGUCGGACAAGCCCGACGAUAAAGAUGGGUCGGGGGGUCCCGAUGAUCAAGACGAUCCAAACGACCAAGAUGGGCCUAACGCAAAAGAUGAGUCAGAUGGGCCCUUUGAUAAAUACAGGUCCAACGACAAAGAUGGGUCGGGGGGUCCCGAUGAUCAAGACGAUCCAAACGACCAAGACGGGCCUAACGAACAAGAUGAGUCAGAUGGGCCCUUUGAUAAAUACAGGCCCAACAAUCAAGACGAGUUGGACAUGUUCGACGACCAAGACGGACUAUACGGGCCUGACGAUCAAGACGGGCCAAACAGGCCUAACGAUCAAGAUUGA
Messenger RNA from Vigna unguiculata (cowpea), 360 nucleotides. The record is from RefSeq and is a predicted model, not a curated record. NCBI's taxonomy places the organism in Eukaryota, Viridiplantae, Streptophyta, Magnoliopsida, Fabales, Fabaceae.